Hemicordylus capensis (graceful crag lizard) is the source of this 2846-nucleotide messenger RNA. It is a transcript of the gene RHNO1, whose product is annotated as RAD9-HUS1-RAD1 interacting nuclear orphan 1. The record is from RefSeq and is a predicted model, not a curated record. NCBI's taxonomy places the organism in Eukaryota, Metazoa, Chordata, Lepidosauria, Squamata, Cordylidae. Gene Ontology annotation, cellular component: nucleus; chromosome. Gene Ontology annotation, biological process: cellular response to ionizing radiation; recombinational repair; DNA damage checkpoint signaling. The transcript is spliced from 3 exons. The coding region runs from base 1373 to 2173 and encodes 266 amino acids.
AGUAGUGCUUUGGCGGUGGCUUUACACCACAUCUGGAUUUGUUCCGUUUAAUAUGGUGGGAACGUACGCGUUCACAGAUUGAUUGAUUACUCAUUUCACGUGGCGGUUCCUUAUAGAAGCGAUCACUCCUUCCUGAUGGCUAUUUCAUUAAAUGAAAAGUUUUUUGGCUUUGCAUGGUGGAAUGUUGCUGUAUGGAAAAUGGUUCCAAAGAGUACCUUGUAUCUGCUUCUUUCUAUGUCUUAUCGCGGGACAUUCUUCAAUCUUGUUCGUCUAUGCGCUAUUUCCAGUUUGUGAUUCCUUCCUUCUAGGAGUAGUGGACAUCCUUCCUAAUUUUCCCAGGUUUCUGACACAGCCCUAGAAUCUGUCCCCAACGUCCUGCUUCGGUCCUGAGCGUGUCGUGAAAAGCUGCUGUCUUUUCUACCUGGCCUGACUUUUGACAACGGCUUUGCACGCGCAACGUUAGAAACGGAACUUUUCCUGGCAUAACUUUUUCCUGCAAAAACUUUACCUGAUAAUAUUCUGUGUGCUAGCUAUGUGUUCUCGGUGGAAGAGAAACGUUUAAAUGAGGGAAAGACGAACAGAGGAGAAUUAAUAUACUUCCAACGUCCGAAAAAGACUGCUGCGGGUGCGGGGGUGUACAGGAACUAGCGUCCUGUGUAAUGUCUUGUUCAGGGGAGAAUGCAUUUGAGCAUCUGCAGAAUGCUCUUAAGUGCUUCCACUUUCUACUGUACACAGAUGUGUACUGAGGAUUAGUAUUGAUAAUGUUCAUAGAAUAAAGCAUGACUUCUUGGUAGGCUGGUGCCCCAUCAUCUCUGACUAUAGAAAUUCAUGACUGGAUGUUCUAAGCUGCAUAUAGAUAAAAGCAUGGCUUUUGUUAUGAAUAUCUCAGUUGCUGAUUUAACUAAACAACCUUUAUUGGGGGGAUGUAUUUUCUCCUGCUUGUUUCCCUACCACUUUAUGGUUAAAUGUGUCAUCCUGUACAUGUUUACUCAACAAUAAGUUCCACUGCAUUAAAUGGGGUUUAUUUCUAGGUAAGUAAGUAUAGGCUUGGAGCCUAAACCCAGAUAAAGGGCCACCAAGCUUCUUUCACCACUAGUUGAUAUUAUGAGGGAAUGUCAUAACUUUUGCAUCUAUAUGCUUCUUCCUCCAAGUUUGUCCCUACCACAGUUUGUCUGUCAAGAGGCCUCCCUGCAGAUGUUGGCCUACAACUUCCAUAAUUCCUGGCUGCUGGAGCAGGAUGGGCUGUGUCAGUGUCAGGUGCACUCAGGCGGUGAAGUUGAAGCACUUUGGCAUUUUCUUGGAGUGUCAUUCCAUUUUCUCCAGUUGGCUUCAGGAGAGAUCAUGAAGUUUCCUAUUUUACGCCAAGUUGUUGAUGCCUCCAAAGAAAAGAUGUGUCCACAAGAAUCGGAAAGGAGAGCUCUUGUUCACUGAACCCCCACAAAAUGGACCUGUGUAUCACUAUGGAUCUCCACUUCGUUCAGCUGACAAUCCAAGAUGUGUACCCACCAAGCGAAUAAACCAAAGUGAUGCAUCUUGGAUGAUUCCGCAGUUUGACAGUGUCACAUCAAAGGACUUCCAGAGGUGGCGCCAUAAGGCCCAAAACCUCCAGAACAAGGAUGCCAGCCAUGCUUUCCCUCAGGUGACAAGACGGCAUUUGAGACCCAGAACCUGCAAGUUUGUACCACUGGUGUUUGAGAAUGUGAGAACAAGUUAUUGUGCUGUUGGGGCUUCAGGAUGCCCCUCUAACUGCUGCGGUCAAACAGGAAGCUUUGAGGAGCCAUGCCAUAACCAGCCCAAUGGCACUUCUGCUGUAGCAUCCAUCAGGCCUACAACAAGUUCUGGGGCCUGUAUGGAAAAUGUCUGUCACUCUCCCAUGCCCCAGUAUGCUGAUCCAGUUGCCUUCAGUCCACCAGAUAUAUGCACUCCGGACCUGCUCUCCAUCAGUGUCUGUAAUGGAUGUCUGCCCCAGAUGGACAGCUUCACUCCAGGUCCGUGUAGUAGAUUUGUCAGUGGGGAUACCUCUAGUGAUGGAGGGGCUGCAUCAGUGCUAGUCAAGGACACGCCUGAGCAUGAAUAUGGAGUAAAGGUAACCUGGCGGAGACGUUUUCUCUUAAUGAAAUACCUGAGGGAAAAGGGGGUGCUGAGCACCAGUGAUAUUUUAGUGAAAACAUAAAGUAUUGUCCCUAUUGCAGCUGGAGAUCAGUGAUGAUAGUUCUUGGAGUUGAAAGUGAAAGAGAAGUCUCUGCUUGUGGUGUGUAUGUUCAUCCUGCUCUUGCAGCUGGUAAACAGAGGUUUGCAAGUUUUUGCACUGUUUCAAAAACCUGUAAAACUUGUUUGUCUAGAAGGAACAAUUGGACAAAAUAAACCAUGGAAAGUAAUGCCUAUCUCAAAACCUUUUAAAACUGUCUUAGAAAUUACUGCCUUCAGCCUUAGAUGAAAAAUCGGAGUUAACAAUUUCUCUGUCUAGUAACUGCCUAAACAAUUUGAGAAAGGGAUAUAUUUGCAAGAUGAAUCCAAGAACCAUUUCAUAAAAGCUUAGUGCAAAGAAGACCUGAUUCUGCUGGAAAAAGCUUUCCUGAUUAAAAUUAGCAGAGGCACAAAUGCAAUUGUUGUUGCAGUCUAUCCAUCUCCACUGCUAAAACUCUGCAUUAAUGAUAGGUGGAUACAUCAUGCAAUGCAGUGUUACCCUUCACACUGAAUCUUGAUUGCCCUGAUUUAGAAUAUUCUAGAACAGGAAUGGAAAGGAUUGUUCAAAUAUGUGUGACUUGCUGGGGCUUGCAAGGAAGGAGGGCAAGAAAAAAGAAUGUAUUUUUAAAUACGUAAUGAAUUAAACCAGUCAAAAAACA